Molecule: messenger RNA, 4208 nt
Organism: Amoebophrya sp. A25
Lineage: Eukaryota; Dinophyceae; Syndiniales; Amoebophryaceae
Source: the annotation of a GenBank genome assembly
AUGCUUGUUUUAUGAAGACCGGGGAGAAGUGCGACUCUCACUCUAAAAGUCAGUUGUACUGGUAAGUCGUGGAAUCCACGGUCACCAUAAUCUUUACAUGUUUUUGCUAAAAGGAUAUAAUCAUGAGGAGUAUACUAACUUGAUCUUGAUGAGGAUACCGUUUUCUCUUUUCUAUCUUCCUCUGGUCUUUCUUUUUUCUAGUUAGGUCCGCUCCACCACAGCUCAAAGGAUAUAUUAAUCCUGACAUUUUUAUUUUUUACUCUCAACUCUCACUAUCUAUGUAAUCACUACAUUUUUCUUCUACUCGCUCCACCUCUAACGGCUUCUUCGUUCUUCCGAACGCAUGAGUUUAUUGGUUGUUCCUUGCUACUGAUCGCCGACAGGAACGGGAAGUGCGGCGUUUCGCUUAUCGACCUAGCGAAAACGAACCUAACGGCUGCACCCCUGGACCAUAGAAGUCCAUGGGAGCUCGGCAAUCACGAAGAUGGCCUCUUACUCGGCGUUGAGAACAUGAUUCGAGCGUGGACUGCGGUGCGUCGCUUGUUGACGUUGUCGCGCAGCAAAAGCAACGCUGCGCAGUUACAGCUGCUAGUCGGAGGAGGAGUGCCUUCGUUAAGGCUUUUUACUCAUAUUAUAUAUUCAUUUUUUUCAAGAAGCGUCGUUUCUUGAAUUCUAAGGCCAAUGAGAUUUCACUUCAAAUGACUCCUCUCCCGUAGGAGUUCUUAGAAAUUUGACAUGAGAUGCUAAUCGCCUGUGCUUCAUUACAUUCAUCUGAUCCCCUGCUCCCGCCUCUUUGGUUGAUCCCUUGAUGACAGUACUAUGAUGGGAUGCGAAGGUAAUCUACCCCUAGUUAUAAAUGUUGUCUAGUUGAUGUUCGUACUUUUGCACUGUUCUCUCCGCUUCAAAGCUUAUCAUAUUUAUCUUUAGAGAUAGAGAGAGGCAUCUUUGACGUAGUUCGGAGGGAAAAAGAACCGUUAAAGAUGCGCUCCGCCUCCACUAUGAAUCAAUAUUGGUACGGUCUAACUUCAGCAGGACAUAAGGGCAGCGGUGCCAAGUCUGGAGGCGUUGUCGGUCACGCAGCAGCAUCAUCUUCGACGACAGUGUUGACAGGAACUCCAAGAAGUUCAGCAGUUGCUGAGAGCAUCAUUAAGGGUAGUAGUUUAAAGGUGCUUUUGUUACCGUUUGUAGUUAUGGCUCUCCUAAGGGGGACAUCAGCCAUAACAAGCGAGGGAUAAACGAACAGGAAGAAGCUACCUCUAACAUCAAAUCAAUACUCUUCGCGUCGAGUAGUUGUAAGACUACAGCGGAACGGAUGAGGAUGCCUAUGCCAGUAGCACCACAGAACACGACUAACGUCGAUCAUGGUGCUCCUCAUUCAUCUUAUGGCUCUGGGGAAGGAGGUGAUGAAGAUGAUGGUGAGCGAAGAGAAACAAGACCCUCCCGCAGAAGAACAUUUGCCCACUUUAGGGAACGAAUGCGGAGCACCGUAGUUAAGGCUAGUCAAUCACUAUCUGAUGUGGACGUUCUUGCUGAGCAGUGGGUUCUUCCACGUCCUUCUUUCAAAGGGAUUACUGCCGAGAAGAUCUUCUCGUUGCUAUUCGACGAUAAGAUUUUUACCUCGCCACUCACCGAGAUCUUCUCGUCGGGGUCGUGGGAGUAUGAGUAAGUACUUACUUAGAAUAAGGGCAGAAAGCAAGGGCACCUCCCACUCCACUCGUCAGUCACUCACAAGGAAGUAAGUAGAUAGUGAUCUAGACUGGCUUUAAGUUACUUUUUGGUAGAUUUUCUUUGCCGCCUGCAAUAACUUGGGCUUCCGAUGCGCUAUCCCCUUAAGGCUUGAUACUGCGAGGACUGGCAACUUAUACUGUUGAUAAUGAACAUGAAGUGAAUAAAGAUCAUGACCACGACCGUCCAAAAUGCCUUUUGUGAGCUUGAUGGGCAAGAACUACACGCGCUUCAUCUAAUAAUGUGUAUUUGUGCCAAGUGAGAAGUCAGCGAUCCAGCGAAUGUUGAGCGCGCAGACAAGACGAGUGGGGAAGAAAAGGACGCCUCCACCUCCAGUUAGGGCUUGACACUGCUUCUACUUUUUGUUUCAUCUGUUUCCAAUGCCAUGCACAUCAAUCUUAAUGAAUCAAACGCAACCGCUUCCUUCACUUCUUUUGCUUCCUACCACUUCUUGCAAUUCUGAAGUAAAAGAAACGAAGGUGCUAAGGGAAUGUAAUUUGAGCUCUAAACCGCAAUCCGAAGAGGAUGCAAAUGUAGAUAAGACCCUGGACGAGCAAGAAGCACAAGAUGCGACUUGUUGUGGAAUGUGUAGGAGAAGGUGAUGAACCUUUGCGACCGACACGGACACGGACACUGCUUAUUCUGAACAAGUAGUAGAACCACUACGUUUGAGUUUGACACAAGAAGAAGAGUGAACGCGGCCAUUUCCCCUCGCGCAACGAAUGACAAUGAUAACAAUUAAGAGCGUUUCCCUAGUACAUUGCAUCUUAAAUUGGUUUUUAUUCCAUGAUUCCCAAAUCGGACUACCACAUUGCUAUACUACACUUCGGAUUCGUAUUUUUAUACAAUAGAAUGAAAUCAGGGAUGUCGUAGGUCCAAUCCGAAUCGACUAGCAUCAUCGUCAGAAAUUAGGCCAGCCCUUGCCCUUGUUCUACAUGGCAACACUUGAAUAACAGCAUUUUUGUUCUCGUGAGCGUCAGCAUAGGCGUAGCUCCAUCAGCGCCGCUCGGGCGCCGCAGUCUUAACCUCAAAUAGCUCCUCCACAAGACACAAUCCAACGUGUACACCCACUUCAAGCACAGGGUUAAUAGUGACGCUAGCAUUUAAUAUUGAUUACUAGAAAGAUUACCGACGUGAUCACAUUCACGAUAAUGAACAAAUUUCGUCUGCAGUGGUCCAGCAUACUACAAGAAAUAGUACCCAAGAGAUGAUGAUAAACCAUAUUCAUAUCCUGAUUUCGCACACAUGUACCAGGGAGGGAGGCCCCUGUAUAUACAACAUAUAAUCAUAGUUGGAAGCCGACUUCUGAGCUAAGUUGUGUCAUGUACCGCUGUAGGUGUAGUGUGUAUCCCACAUCCUGACCAUAGAAGACCCCAUUUAGAUUUACUACAUCAACAAGUUAACAUGUGCAAAUCGGCCUAACCGCUUAUCUUCUAAGAGCUGCUUGUCCACGACCUCUCUCCAGAUACAGUGUUUUUUUGUACCUGAAGAUCGAGCUGAAGUGAAUUUUCGCGUAGCUGAAUCAACUUUUUUUAUCAGUCGUUGACGACUUUCAGAUUUUUGUGCUAAUCCGCUUGAGAAGGCAGGUAAAACUGCGGACACCCUCCGAAUCCUAAUCCUAAUAGACAUAUUUUUAUUUAUUAGAACUCUUUGAGCAGGUGUUAACUCUUGCCAAUGACAUCAUCGUUGUAUGUAUAGAUAUGCAGCUAAAACUGUGGACGCUCGAGUAUGCAGGUAAAACUGUGGACGGCGGAUCAAUUCCUAUCCUAUCCUAUGCAAGACGAAUUAGAUGAAUAGAGUCCCAGUAAUUUCGAUUUACUUUCAUGGUUUGAACAUGAAGUCUUAGCCUUCACCUUCUCUCUAACUCUACGAAGAAAGGUUUCAUGCAGGUUUUAUUUUCGAGUUUUGUAUGUUCAAUUGAGAGGAAAAGGUUGUUGGUCGUGAUCGAGGCCGUGAAGGCAAAUUAGCAGAUUAGAUUCCAUUUGAAUGAUGAUAACGAUAAACCUAAGGUCAAGGAGGUCUAGGUCAAGGUCAAGGGCGAGGCAUUUAGUACCAGUUACACAGUGAUGAACAAAUUGCAUCAGUGAUCAGUUGCUAUGUUGCAAGUAUUUUUGAUGUCAAGAUCGAACAGAUGAGAGGAGUCUUGGUCUUCAGUAACUAAAAACAGGUCUGAGUCUGUUUUUAUGCAGCAAUCACAUCACAGUGUAAAAUUGUAAAAUUGAGUAACUCAAUGGGAAAAAUUCCAUAUGGUAGAUAGUAACCUUAAAUCAACUUAUUAUAGUGCAAGGGCAUCAACGUUGAAGUGGAAAUGCUCCACGACUGCUUCCAAGUUUAAAUGACUUAUAUGGGAAAUAAGAAAAGACUGUGGUUCCUCGGGUUGUCCCUGACGAGGUCUUGGUAAGACACAAAGCCCACUCAGCAACGCAUUCAUUGCCUCCCAAGACCAGACUUUCUGGAGCCAUGGCCCCUGCACGUCGCAAGCC